AUGGACGCCAUUGUUGUUUUGUGUCAUUUCUGUGAACAACAUGGUCCAUCAGUAAUAAUGUGUACCCAGUCAUUUAAACAAUCACAAUCAAAUUUAUCUGUAAAUAAUGUACCCGAUGUUACUACUGCCAACGCUAAUAAUAGUAACAAAGAUGUAAACACAUAUCAAAGAAAAUUAUCUAGUCAUGCUCUACAAAGUAGCGAUGAUGCAAUUCUUACUGGGAUAGAUGUUUCGCCUAUCCCUUUACCAUCUUCAUCAUCGAGAUUUUCAGUGAUGUCAUCAAACAUUACUCAACAGCAACAACAAUCACAUCCAGCUUGUAAAGCAUGCUCAUCUAUCUUGUUACGUGAUGAACUAGGAAUAAUUAGCUAUGAUCAUUCUGCCAAUCUUUCAUAUAUUUCUACGCAGUCUCCAAAAGACACGGAUUUAAGUACACAUGUUCGAAAUGCAUGCUUGCGAAGUCUUUCUAGUGAGGUUUGCCCAGGUCAAGUCGGUGCAUUUUACUUUGGUGAUGAAAUAAAUGGUCAUGUCUUAAGUUAUAAUUUCCCUUUGAAUGAUUCACGUGCGCGUGGUAAUCAAAGUCGUUUCAGUAUUUUGGUGUUAUCAUGGGAUAAGAUAUACCUACUAAAUAUAUGGUCAUUUUUGAUAUCGAAUAUAUCACGUAUGGUUUCUCGUCUACGUCUAGCAGCCAAUCGUGUAUACAAUGAUGAGACUUCAGAUAAUACAACUGCUGCUGUUGUCAAUACAAUGACUCAUUCAAAUCCACAGAAGCCGAUAGCUCCAUUGAGAAGAUGUGCUACACCUCCAGCUUCGUUAGCUCCUAAUCUUUACAAACAGGCUAUUGCAGCAGGUAAUGCUGUUACGGCAGGUUACGGUUUAUACAGUAAUGCAACAUUAGGAAGAGAAACAAAACAGAAAAGAGCUACCGACUCAGAUAUGCGUUCACUGGCUGAUUUAACAAAAGAUGAUCAAAUAUUCUAUCGUCUGCAUGCUUGGUUCACAUGGUUACUUCGUGCCGGUGGUCGUCGAUGGAGUAUAGUUCCUCCUGCUAUUGCGCCUCCAGUUGAUGAAGAUUCAAUUGUAUCUCAGGAAGAAUAUGAAGCUUAUAUUUCAGCUGGUCUUGAAUGUUUAACAACAUCUAGUUCAAGAAAUGCUGCUGCCGCUGCCAAUUCUAACACUUUUAAUUUGCCUGGUCAUAAACUUGGUCAUAGUAUGAGUUGUAUUAGUCAAUCAAGUGGUUCUACAAUAUUAUCAAAAUCAAUAAAUCAUUCAACAACCAAUGGUACAAGAGAUUCGAUUGAAACAGAUAAUAACAAAAAAUUAUCGCUAUAUUUAAACAAUAUGUCAGUAGAAAUGGCGAAUUCCACGUCUUUCAUGAUCUUGUCCAGACUAUUUACUGUACUUGGUGUCAACCCAUUUAGUCGAUUAGUUCAGCAUAUAGCUGUUGGAAAUCAAUUGGUUGUACAAUCAUUAACCGAAGAUAUACACUCUACACUGACAUUGUCUGCAUUAGCUAAACUAUUACCUAAAGGAUGUAUUAGACAGGUAAUAGCAAGUCAUGAAUAUGUGGCACCAUUUCGUUGUAAUCUUUUAAGUUUAACAAGUAAUUUAUUAAUGUUAGAAGAAGAUGUAAAUAUGGCUAAAGAUGUUCUUUAUUUAGCUGUUUAUCGUUGUGAAUGUAAAUCAUCAUCAUCGUCAUCAUCAUCAUCAUCAUCAUUAAAUGAAACAACAAUAAUCUCUAAUGAAAGUAGUGAAGAAUCUUUUCUACAAUCAUAUGUCAAUUCUUUAAAUUUUAAAUUCUGUUCAACAAUUCCAUCAUUUGAUUCAGAAUUAAUUUUAUAUAAAAAAUCAUUACCUUGUCGUUAUUUGUCUACUACUACUACUACUACUACUACUACUACUACUACUACUACUACUACUACUACUACUACUAAUCAUCAUCCAUCUAUUACUACAAUUCCUCGUCAAUUUUUAACUAAUAAUAAUGGACGUAUUACAAUAUCAAAUUAUGUACAACAAAUUAUUAAAUUAUUUCAUAUGAAUCCACCAUUAUCAAUGAAUGUUUAUACAAUUGCUUUAUCUACAAUACAACAUGAAUGGAUACAUCGUGCACGUUUAUUAUAUUCAUUUAAACGUUGUCAAGGAUCAUCUUUGAGCGGUGAGGAAGCAACUCGUCGUUGGACUAAUGUACUCGCUUCAAUCAAUUGUCAAUCAGCGGAAAAUGCAGCUGUGGCAAGAUUUUGGCAAGGUGCUUUAAGUCAAUACUCUCGUAAUAAUAUAUGUCACUUACGUAAAUGUCCAACCGCUACCAAUUCAACGAAUACAUCAAGACGUGGUUCAUUUAGCUCGAGUAAUGCCGAUUUAAAUGCUGCUGUUUUAGCAGCUGCGAUAAAUUAUCAAUCGGUUCCAUUAAAUGAUUAA
Schistosoma curassoni is the source of this 2421-nucleotide messenger RNA. The record is from the annotation of a GenBank genome assembly. Lineage: Eukaryota; Metazoa; Platyhelminthes; Trematoda; Strigeidida; Schistosomatidae.